Molecule: messenger RNA, 1230 nt
Organism: Bursaphelenchus xylophilus (pine wood nematode)
Lineage: Eukaryota; Metazoa; Nematoda; Chromadorea; Rhabditida; Aphelenchoididae
Source: the annotation of a GenBank genome assembly
AUGCGUUAUAAUAUUACUGUGCUUAAUCACCGCUUACUGCCUGAGGAUUUGAAGGCUUACUUUGUUGUGUACACCUGGAUUGUUCAAAUAUCGAAUGCAUUUUUAUUCCUGUUUACAUUGUAUAUUGUGCUAAAGUGGUCAAAGGAUGCCGUGGGGACUUACAAGUGGUAAGUAGUUCCAAAUCAACAUAAAACCCCAAAUUCCAUUUUUCCAGGUAUAUAUUAUGGUCCAUUGUAAACAUUCUUUUCUUCUUGAUGAUCAUGGCAAGCUAUGAGAUUGAGAUUUUUCCCGCAGAGAAUUGUUCCGUUGCAAGGGGAAUCAUCGAUUAUUUUCAGGUAAAUUUUAUUGAUCAAUGUCAAGAAACUAACGAAAAUUAUGAUAAAAAUGAAUCUUUCAGCUGUCUGACUAUGGUGGCUACUUCUCAGCCGUCAGUUACUCCUUCUACGAGAUGCAUAUCAUCAUAACUUUUUGUCGUUUUGCCUUCCGCUAUGCACAAAGCACUCAGCAAAUACGGUUGCUGAAAUUAAUGUCUCAUCGGCUCUUCUUCACCGCUUUGUUGGUUCUGAACGUUUUUCUUGUUAUCGUUUCAAUUAUUGAGAUCGGGGAUUCUGCAAAGCAUGGGAAGGAGUUUCAAUUGGAAUACCCAAGCAACAAUCCGGCAAUGAAGAGCUAUUUCACUUCGCAUACCGUCCUUGUAGUAAAGGUAAGGUGUGGAGUCGACACCGUAUGAGACGUUUCACUGGUACAAACCACGAUUAUUUAUUUUUUUUUCAGAAUCAACACUUUGUGACUAUCUUCAGAUUUAUCCUCUUCCCCCUUUCUCUGCUCUCCGGUUUAUGGUGUACGUGGAGGUGUUACCGAUUUCGAAGGCAUCCUAAGAACAAUUUCAGCCAACGUACUCGCCAAAUGUAUCGCCUUCUAAUCGUUGGCCUUCUAAUUGAGCAAAGCGCUGAAUUUUAUUGGUUUAUAGUUCCGUUUCUGUCCAUUGGAUUCUUUUUUGAUGUUGAAGACCAGGUCGCGGCUUAUUACAUUCUCUACCGAACAUUUUAUUUGUAUCCGACUUUCGUCAUGGUUUUUACGUUGGUGUUUUACCGCCGAUAUCGGGAGGGAGUCAAGAAAGUUUAUAGCGCCUUUUGGAAGGUUAAUUCGCCAACUGUGACGACUUCGAACAACGGAUUUUCCGUCACCAAGAUUAGUCAAGGAGUUACCAUAGCUAAGGUUACUCCUUGA